Suillus bovinus is the source of this 1317-nucleotide messenger RNA. RefSeq lists its product as uncharacterized. Bases 1 to 1317 code for a protein of 438 amino acids. The record is from RefSeq and is a predicted model, not a curated record. NCBI's taxonomy places the organism in Eukaryota, Fungi, Basidiomycota, Agaricomycetes, Boletales, Suillaceae. The transcript has 5 exons.
AUGGCCCACCUUAAGAUUCUGGUAGUACCGGACCCGGGGCGGAAGAAAACCCAGUUGCAACUGCAACAAAAAACAUAUACCGAUUGGGUGUUAACCUCUCUGCCUAACCAGGAGGCCGAAUAUCUGUUGAAGCAUGUGGACCUUGAUGGCUUGAUCUUUGCGGCUACACCCCAGCAGUCACAUGGCAAAGAGGUUCCUGCAGGACACCAGAUGGUGUAUAUCAAUGAAGUGCUAUUGAUGUGGCACACAAUUGAUAUGUCGCCUAAAAACUCCAUGCAGGCAUGCUACAUGGAUUUUCAAACAUUCACUGAAAUCAUUCACAUGCGCCUGGAUAAGCUUCAGAUUGCCAUGCAAAGUUUUGCUGCUGUAUGGGGAGGUCUGGAUUUGACCAAAAAUUACAGGGAGGCCCCAGUUUUGUUCCGCCCUUCCAGUUCUUCAAUGGAUCAAACAAAUUCAACUUUACAUUGCACAUUUGAGAAAUACAUAUGGGCAUUGCGCAGGUUGGAAGGUGUGCUUCCAUUGUGGCCAGGCACCUUGGAGUGCCGUGUUGCAUCCCAUGAUCACAAUGCUAUUAUGCUAUUGGAUUCCAUCGCCCAGGACAUCACCAAAUCUUAUCGUCCCUCAACACAAUUAAUCAUUCCAGGAACAAGGCCCAAUCCCAGUGAUCCCAAACACAUGGUUGUUAAACGCGAAGCCAGCGCCUCAAGACAAUCCAUCAAAUACCCUUGGAAUCAAAAGAUGUUUGAUGAGGCAGAGAAACUUGGAGAAUAUCGAUUAUUCAUGCAACCGUAUGUCCCGGAGUGGGACAAGGUCAUUUUCUGUAUCUUCAAUCACCCUGGAUCUUCCACGCUGGCCAAUCGCAAUGCCCCUGUCUUGGCCCACAAUCUACGGGAGGAUGGAUGGAGUUUAGAGGAAUUGUGCCUGCUCAGAAAAAACAAUCCGUAUCAAUGCAAUUACAUGAUUCGUGAGGGCGGAACACGAGCAGAAAUUUCCAAGGCUCAGAUAGAAAUGCAGGAGUUUUUGGUGACCACGCUUGCGGCGUUCAUCCAAGGAGAAGAACAGAUGUUGGGUCAUCAGGGCCUUGAGAACAGAUUGCGGCAAUCAUCCUUGAGGGUUUCGGCACGGGUGGAUCUCUCGGUCAUCACUGAUCCUGAAAGCCAGAAACUCCAUUAUUUCGUAAGCGGUAUCGCGCGAGGCCCAGGCAUGAUGUUGUAUGGCUCAGUCGAUCCCCACACCAUCCGGAGAUAUGCACUAGAGUUUGCACAUCCUUUUGAACACUGGAUUGGUCUACGUGAUUCGCGGCCGUCAUCAAGAUGA